AUGCCCUCUGUCCACUACAGAAAAGGUGUGAGGCUGAAUGAGUGCACACCGGCUAUCUCAUAGGCAUGUGCAUCCAUCAGAUGUCCUUGUGGAUUGGCGCCUCGUCCGCUUAGAGCACGGCCAGUUUGAGGAAAAUCUCAACAGACCCGACCCUCUCUCACACUACACGAACAAAAUAAAGAGCAGUGUGGGAGACACAGCACUUGAGCAGCUUCCUAUGGGGUUUUCUCAACGCCCAUCCGCCGCGUACUGGCUGGCGAGAGCGGAUGCCACUUGA
Vitrella brassicaformis is the source of this 277-nucleotide messenger RNA. Lineage: Eukaryota; Vitrellaceae. The record is from the annotation of a GenBank genome assembly.